AUUCACUAAAAACUGUCCUGAAUUCCUAAGAAUUUAUUUACCGCAAAACUGACAAAGUGUUUAUUUAAAAAAUGAGGUUGAAGGUAGUCCUUUUCUUUCAUUUCAUUCAUUUUCAUUUUCUUUCUUAAGUAUGGCUAACACAAUAUCUAAUCAAUUAAAAUUUUAUAUUUUCACGUGAAAAGUUUCUUUAGAUAAUUAUUAUCAACAUGAUGACUAACUCUUACGGAUUAAUACGUGUCUGUAGGGCAAUCCGGUGGACUUGAUCGGCUUUUUACUUCGAAAGUUGAGUAAUCGGUGUCGCUUUCUUACGCAUCUUUGAACUGUAUAAAUGUUUUAAAAUUGUUUGAUCCAGAAUGUACCACACCGGACAAUCAAGAAGGCAGGUGCCUUGACUACAGAAAAUACGAUCAGUGUGCAGAUACCAGGGCAAUGUUACGAUCGUUUGCUGUCCGAACGAUCCAAACAAAGAGAAGAGAGAAAUUUUAAUAAAAACUGUGUAUAAGUAUAAGGCUUUGCGACCACCAUACUGUGGUUUUAGCAACGUCUCUCAUACCAGGGUGGUGGUCGAUGGUAAACCAGCUGAACUUGAGUAUUUGUACGUAUGUACUUAUCGUCUGCUGUAUGAUCGAAUAUCGAAUAGGCGCUUGGCCAUGGAUCGUUGCAUUAGGUUUUCGUAAUCCCCGAAACCCAGACAAACCACUAUGGAAGUGCGGAGGUUCCCUGAUAUCGGCUAGGCAUGUUUUGACCGCAGCACAUUGUGCACAUAUGGAUGGAAUAGAAAACAUACACAAUCAUAAUAUUGCCAUUCUUAGAUUGGUGGAGGAGGUGCCAUUUUCGAGGUACGUAUAUCCCAUUUGUACGAAAGAGCUCCUGCGAAAGAGCAACUUCGUCGGCUAUAACCCCCUUGUUGCUGGAUGGGGAGCAUUAAGAUAUAGACGACCACGACGUAAUGCAUUAAUGGAAGUACAAAUGCCAGUGAUUAAGAACGCCGAAUGCAAAAUAGCUUAUUCCAAAUUUCCUAAUGCACCUGAUGUCACUGAUGGUAUAAUAUGCGCCGAACGUGCUCAGGGUGGAAAGGAUUCUUGUACGGCUGUUAAUCUAGAGGCUGGAGUACAAAGAAGUGGCACAAUGAUGUGGGCUGAUGACAUUUAUAAUUAUCAAGGAAUCACCCCUACAUUCGCUCAGAAUUUUAAUGAAACUGUCCCUUGGGAAGGAAGAACUGAUACCUUGAUAUCACGGUUUGUACAUCCUAUAUAUACGACAAAUUUUAGAAUAUUAUAUAACGAAGAACCAGAUCGUCGUGGCCAUGUGAUGUGAAUAAAAGGACUUGAAUUUGAUGAUAUUUUUAUAAUGUUAGAUAACAUAACUAAGUAUCUUCACAGUAAGAUAGGAUGACAUGGUUUACAUGAUCUUAAUGUUGUUCACUUGAGUGAUGAUAUUAUAAGGAAAAGUGUAAUAUCACAGGAUAUUUAUGUUUAGUAACCAGUAAUUCAGAGAUUGGUAUUCAUGGUUACUAUAACGAGGCUGUAGAAACGCACCCUUUCUUCUUUGCAAAUGGUCCUGUAUUUAUGUCUAAGCCGAAACUGGAACCUCUGAAUAAUUUAGAUUUAUUCUUGUUAUUUUCUAAAAUACUUAUCUACAGUAUACCAUAAGGAAUGAUACCGUAUCGCACCUAAUCAAGUGCCUUAAGAAACAUCAACAGGAUAUCACAGUAAUCCCGUAUCGACUGAUAUUUGUAGCCACUACAAUAUCUAUGACACUGGUAGUAAUUAUGAGAACAAUAAUGAUGUGUUCUAUAAGAGGAAAUGAUGAUUAGGAACAAAAACUUACAGGUAAGUCAAAGUAUAUGUUAUUUGCCAUUUGAAAAGAAAGUUACUAACUUGGAAUUUUUUGAUAAAUAAUAAUUGUAUCAUACGUACUUUUGAAUUCGUGCAAGAACAUAUGUAAUUUUGAAGUAGUUAUUAUUAGGAAAUUGUUAGACGCGAACAGUAUGCGAAAAGUUAGUAUGCAGUGUAAUAAUUAUCAAUCAAAACACAAGAAUUAAAUUCUUGAGGAAAAAAUUUCCGGAAUUUCUUAUUUACAUGAUUAUAAAGAAAUCCAUAAUGAAAAUUUGAAAGUACAGUACCAUUGGGAAGAAAAUCACGAUAUUGAAAACGAUAUUUGCAAGUAAAUUUCCAAAAAAUCUGUUUUCAAAUUUUCGCUUUCUAUUUCACAUUAAAAGAAAGGGAGGGCUGCCUUCUUUUUCUGCAAGACAAAACAAACAUUCUGAAUCUCGUAUCAAUGAAUGAUGUCAAUAAGUUAUUUUUCUUUUCAGAUUGAACAAUAUUCCAGAUUUAUUCAUAAUUUCAUACUACGCGAAGAAUAGACUUUUCAUAGGUAUAUAAAGGAAAUAUUAAGUAUAGGAAAACUCUUUUUCGUUGUAGGUGACAUAUGCUUCACGGUUGAACACAUGUAUUUUUGAACACAUAUAAAUGAAAAAGUACUCUUAUGGAGAAAAAGAAUUGAUACCUUCGAUUGACAUUAGAUAAUGUAUAUAAACUUAUGAACAAUCACUAUCAGUUUGUAUCUUAGGUGCACACGCAGAUUUGUUGGAGUUCUUAUAAAAUGUACUUCCUGUACGAACGUUUUAUUCUUCCAAAUUUUACGAUACUAUGUCUCAUAUAAUAACUAUAUGGAUUAAACGUAAUAUAAAUGAUCCGAAAAUAGACUCGAACGACAUUAAUUGUCUUUCUAUUUAUACCAAUAUCGAAAAUACAAGUAAAGCUGGAGUAAUAGUAUGCAAGAAUGGACUAUUUAUUAUUUUAAACCAAAUCAUAGCAUAUUCAGAAUGCACAGUAUUAUCAUGAAAUGUAAAUGAAUCAGUUGUAAACGAACGAUUUUACUGUAAAAUCGUUGCCUCCUUUUUUUCAUCUGAAAUAUAGCAGCAAUGAGUACAUUCUUUUAAUAUAUAAUAAAACGAGAUAUCUUUAUAAAGUUACAUAUGUCAUCACUGGUAACUGUUAUCUCGUAUGACACCAAAUAUACCGUUAGUAUGGAAUGAUAUUUUUAUGAAGAUAUACUUUAAUGAUAGAUUUUAUGAAUGAAACGUUAUAUAAGAAAAAUUAUCUCUUGUUAUUCUAUGAAGUGUAGUAGCUAAUGAAGAUUAAUUUUACGAAGUAUUAGAGCAAAAGAGAAUUAAAAAAUUAAAAAGAUCUAAAUAAGA
Molecule: messenger RNA, 3202 nt
Organism: Bombus huntii
Lineage: Eukaryota; Metazoa; Arthropoda; Insecta; Hymenoptera; Apidae
Product: venom serine protease Bi-VSP-like
Exons: 10
Coding region: 568-1317 (249 amino acids)
Biological process (GO): proteolysis
Molecular function (GO): serine-type endopeptidase activity
Source: RefSeq, a predicted model, not a curated record